GGGUCUGUGCGCCUGCGCCGGCGGGAGCGCGGCCGCUGGUCGGAGCCCCGGCGCUGGGGGUGCGCGGCCGGGAGAGCGUUUGACGUGGCAGUUCCCAGCCCAGCUGCAACUCCGUGCGCUAGACCAGCCUGUAGGGACACCGGGCUCGGGGAAAGGCGCGGCGGGAGCGGCGGAAGCAGCGGGAACUGGGUCACCGGGGGCAACCGGCACUAGGAGCAGAUCGCAGGCUAUUGGGGGCCCGGCGGCGUGAGGGAGCCGACCAGGGUUCUUUUGUAGAACUAUCCCUUGGAAUGAUCAUUUCAUAAUGAGUCAACAAGGUUAUGUGGCUACACCUCCCUAUUCUCAGUCCCAGCCUGGAAUAGGCCUUUCUCCACCGAAUUAUGGGCACUAUGGGGACCCAUCUCACACAGGGUCUCCACCAGGUAUGAUGAAGCCAGCAGGGCCUUUGGGGGCUGCUGCCCCCCGGGGGCUAUUGCCUCAGGGCCCUCUGCCUCCUGGACCCCCUCAGUUUGGCCAGAAUGGAGCUCAUGCCCAAGGUCAUCUUCCCCAAAGGUUUUCAGGUCCUCCACCUGUCAACAGUGUGGCACCCCCCUAUGUACCUUACUCAUCCUCUGCACAGUCAUCUUAUCCAAGUCCUGUGUCCACUUCAUCCAUCACCCAGCUGGGCAACCAGCUGAAUGCUGUGCACAUCAACAACUAUGGCUCAGGCAUGGCCCCGCCCAGCCAGGGCGCGCCUGGCCCUCAGUCAGCGCCUCAGCCCCAGGGCCCUUCCCGGCCUCCGCAGCCAUCCAUUCUCCAGCCUGGGCCUCAGGUUCUGCCUCCACCACCUGCCACACGGAAUGGCCCUGGCGCCUCACCCUUGCCCCCGUCAGCACACAGGCAGGAUGGGCUCCCUGGGCCUGCUCCUCCCGAUGCCCAGUACCAGCCCCCGCCUCUCCCAGGACAGACCCUGGGCACUGGAUAUCCUCCACAGCAGGCAGCCAACUACAGCCCCCAGAUGGCAGGUGCACAGCUUUCCUACCCAGGAGGCUUCCCUGGAGGUCCUGCACAGAUGGCUGGUCCACCACAGCCCCAGAAAAAACUGGAUCCUGACUCCAUCCCCAGCCCAAUUCAGGUGAUCGAGAAUGACAGAGCCGCCAGAGGUGGACAAGUUUAUGCCACCAAUACCAGGGGCCAAGUCCCUCCGCUGGUCACUACAGAUAGUGUGAUACAAGACCAAGGCAAUGCCAGUCCUCGAUAUAUCCGCUGCACCACAUACUGUUUCCCAAGUACAUCAGAUAUGGCCAAGCAAGCUCAGAUUCCAUUGGCUGCGGUCAUCAAACCCUUUGCCACAAUUCCUUCAAAUGAGAUUCCCCUUUACUUGGUAAAUCAUGGAGAGAAUGGACCAGUCAGAUGCAACAGGUGCAAAGCCUACAUGUGCCCAUUUAUGCAAUUCAUUGAAGGAGGAAGGAGGUAUCAGUGUGGAUUUUGCAACUGUGUGAAUGAUGUUCCACCAUUCUAUUUCCAACAUCUGGACCACAUUGGGAGAAGACUGGACCACUAUGAGAAGCCGGAGCUGUCUCUAGGAUCUUAUGAAUAUGUUGCCACUUUGGAUUACUGCAGAAAGAAUAAGCCUCCCAACCCACCAGCCUUUAUCUUCAUGAUUGAUGUUUCAUAUAGUAAUAUCAAGAAUGGACUUGUGAAACUCAUAUGUGAGGAACUGAAGACUGUGCUGGAAAAACUUCCAAAGGAGGAACAAGAAGAGACUUCUGCAGUUCGAGUUGGCUUUAUCACAUAUAACAAAGUUCUCCAUUUCUUUAAUGUAAAGAGUAAUUUGGCGCAGCCUCAGAUGAUGGUGGUGACUGAUGUUGGAGAGGUCUUUGUUCCUUUGUUGGAUGGUUUCCUUGUCAACUAUCAAGAAUCCCAAUCUGUGAUUCACAAUUUAUUGGACCAGAUUCCGGAGAUGUUUGCAGACUCUAAUGAAAAUGAGACUGUCUUUGCUCCUAUCAUACAGGCUGGCAUGGAAGCACUAAAGGCUGCAGACUGUCCUGGGAAGCUGUUCAUCUUUCAUUCCUCCUUGCCGACUGCAGAAGCACCAGGGAAACUCAAAAACAGAGAUGACAAAAAACUGAUUAAUACGGACAAAGAGAAGAUCCUUUUCCAGCCCCAAACAAAUGUCUAUGACUCCCUGGCCAAGGACUGCGUGGCCCACGGCUGCUGCGUGGCACUCUUCCUCUUUCCCAGUCAGUAUGUGGACGUGGCCUCCCUGGGUCUCGUGCCCCAGCUCACUGGAGGAACACUUUACAAAUACAACAAUUUUCAGAUGCACUUAGACAGCCAACAGUUUUUGAAUGACCUCAGAAACGAUAUUGAGAAGAAAAUAGGAUUUGAUGCUAUUAUGAGGAUUCGUACCAGCACAGGUUUCAGAGCCACUGAUUUCCUUGGUGGAAUUUUUAUGAACAACACCACUGAUGUAGAAAUGGCAGCCAUUGACUGUGACAAGGCAGUGACUGUGGAGUUCAAGCAUGAUGACAAACUUAGUGAAGACACUGGAGCCUUAAUCCAGUGUGCUCUGCUUUACACGACCGUCAGUGGUCAGAGAAGACUUCGGAUUCACAAUCUUGGCUUGAACUGCAGCUCCCAGUUGGCUGAUCUCUAUAAGAGCUGCGAGACAGAUGCUCUUAUCAACUUCUUUGCCAAGUCAGCUUUUAAAGCUGUUCUACACCAGCCCUUGAAGGUCAUCCGGGAAAUUCUCGUUAAUCAGACUGCCCAUAUGUUGGCAUGUUACCGAAAGAAUUGUGCAAGCCCAUCUGCAGCAAGCCAGCUUAUUUUACCGGAUUCCAUGAAAGUAUUGCCCGUGUAUAUGAACUGUUUGUUAAAAAACUGUGUGCUGCUCAGCAGACCAGAGAUCUCAACAGAUGAGCGGGCAUACCAGAGACAGCUGGUCAUGACCAUGGGUGUGGCCGACUCCCAGCUAUUCUUCUACCCACAGCUUCUGCCAAUACACACGUUAGAUGUCAAGAGCACAGCGUUACCUGCUUCUAUUCGCUGUUCUGAGUCCCGCCUUUCAGAAGAAGGAAUAUUCCUGUUGGCUAAUGGUAUAAACAUGUUCUUAUGGUUGGGAGUGAGUAGCCCACCAGAACUGAUCCAAGGGAUAUUUAAUGUGCCAUCUUUUGCACAUGUCAACACAGACAUGACAUUAUUGCCUGAGGUGGGAAACCCAUACUCUCAAACACUCAGAAUGAUAAUGGGUAUUAUCCAACAAAAGAGGCCAUAUUCAAUGAAGCUCACGAUAGUAAAGCAGCGAGAGCAGCCAGAAAUGGUUUUCCGACAGUUCCUGGUAGAAGACAAAGGACUUUACGGAGGAUCGUCUUAUGUGGAUUUUCUUUGUUGUGUUCACAAAGAGAUCUGUCAACUGCUUAAUUAAUUGAACCUUCCCUACUGUUGCAUUUCUAAGGAGAUAAUCUUCUUGGUGCCUAAUUCUCCAGAUGGUAACAGGCUAGAUUUGAUUUCUUGCUCAUUUUCAUAAUAGCUUUCCAAGAUGGCAUUUAUAACUUCAGCUUUGGUGCUCAGGUAUAAAGACAGUGAAGGUACAAUUAAUUGUACUUCAAAGGGAACAGUCUCUUUCUGAUUGCACAAUUUUUAACUGUUAAAACUGAUGUAGUUUGCAUUUCAUGAAAGGCAUGAUUUACAGAACUGCAGACAUUCUGUUUUCUUUGUGCUAGACAUAAAUUAUUUUUCAAAAUGUAUAGAUUUGGGGUAAAAAGUUGUCUUGGUUCCGCUCUCAAGUGCAGUGUGGGAAAAACAUAAUUUUUACAUUAUACUUAAUUUUUUAAAACCAUGUAACCCCACUGAACACAUUUUUCAACUUAAGGUUUGCAUAGCAGACUUUUAAUAACCUUGGAAUCUAUUUGGUGGAACACUUUGCGUUCUACAUUUUUUCCUAAUUAUAUGUUGUGUAUGUUAAAACUAUUUUCUGGUUGUUUUGUCUAUAAAACUGUCAAUACUCUUAAUGGUACUCUGUACAAUUUUGAACAUUUCUACCUGUAUAUAAUGGGUCUUAACCAAUAUCAAUAAAUCACUUCAUAUGCUCUUA
Messenger RNA from Manis pentadactyla (Chinese pangolin), 4075 nucleotides. RefSeq names its product SEC24 homolog D, COPII coat complex component (gene SEC24D). Lineage: Eukaryota; Metazoa; Chordata; Mammalia; Pholidota; Manidae. The record is from RefSeq and is a predicted model, not a curated record. Bases 305 to 3406 code for a protein of 1033 amino acids. Gene Ontology annotation, cellular component: COPII vesicle coat; endoplasmic reticulum exit site. Gene Ontology annotation, molecular function: zinc ion binding; SNARE binding. The transcript has 23 exons. Gene Ontology annotation, biological process: COPII-coated vesicle cargo loading; endoplasmic reticulum to Golgi vesicle-mediated transport; intracellular protein transport.